Astyanax mexicanus (Mexican tetra) is the source of this 4478-nucleotide messenger RNA. Its product is annotated as torsin-1A-interacting protein 1. Gene Ontology annotation, biological process: membrane organization. Bases 88 to 1689 code for a protein of 533 amino acids. Gene Ontology annotation, molecular function: ATPase activator activity. Lineage: Eukaryota; Metazoa; Chordata; Actinopteri; Characiformes; Acestrorhamphidae. Gene Ontology annotation, cellular component: membrane. The record is from RefSeq and is a predicted model, not a curated record. The transcript is spliced from 8 exons.
UCCAGGUUUUAGUUCCUCUUUCCGGUUACAGUGGAGUCUGAUGGAGUUGGAGUUUAAUUAAAUGUUGGCGGAUUAUAAAGAAAGCUAAUGGAGCUCGUAGGUUCUAAAGUAGAUGGUAUAGUGUUACGAAGGAGAAGCGUGAGGCAAGCGCAGAAGAACGAUUUUGUUAAGAAGAAAUCCACAAGCUCCCUGAAACGGAGACGGGAGGUCAGAAAGGAUGCUGAGCCUGCGACGGUUAACGGCUCUGAAGAAAACGAUGAGGAGUCACCUGGUAAGAAAGUACGGCUACAGGAGGCAGAAGAUGCUGAAAAUGGGCAUGAAAAUGGGGAGAAAGAUGCCAUGGUGGAAGCGGACAUGGCUGAUCACUCUGACCAGGACCAAGACAUGAAUUCGGAGGAUGAGAGUGAGGGAAUCGGGGACAUCGUCGUAAAGAAAAAACCUCUUUUUGUGGAGAAAAGUGUCAUCAGAACCAUACGUGUUGGAAAUCUGGAAACAGAAGAGAUCAAGACGUUCUUGAUGAACCAAAGAAUCCAAGAGCGCUCAAAGACACCCGGAGUGAGCGGUGGUCCGGACACAGCCGUCACGAAAAGAGAACCUCCAAGAGCAAGCUCUGCCUCGGCCCAUCCCAGACCGCUGGAGAAGAGGCCGGAGGUUUUGACUGUGAGGAGCAGCAUAAAACAGUACCGGGACAAAAUGGAGGAGAAAGCCAGAGAUGUCUGUGGUACUGGUCUUCAGAGCUGGAACAGGCAUCCACCCACAGAAGCUCCCAGCACACACAUUCCCAAGAUCAACACAAUUCCUGCAAAGAAAUCUCCUCUGCAGCACAGAAACGCAGAAAUAAAGAAGCCGGUCACCACAAAAACAUCUUCGAGCAGCUAUUCAAAUGGGUAUGCAUGGUACUUCUGCAGAUUUCUUGGGUGGGCUCUUUUCCUGCUGACCUCACUUGCUUUAGGCCUGGUGGGUUAUCAGCACCUUCCUGUCUCAUACUUUCCCACACAAAGCACACAUCACCAAGACAGGUUGGUAUCCAGUGCAAAUUUUCAAGCACAGUUAGCUGCACUGAAGCCUUUAUUCCCAAGCCAGCGCUCAGAGCUGUGGAAGAGGACUGAGAUCCAUCUUAAGCGGCACCUCAAUAUUACUGACCCGACUGAGCCUGUGAGUAUGAUCCUGACUUCGGGUCUGGGGGCGGAGAAGACGCUGGGCUGCUUGGCUCAAAAACUAGCCACAGCCUAUUCUACUGCACUGAACUCCUCUGUUGUGGUUAUCGAUGGGCUCAGCAAAACGGCUCAAGAUAGCGACCAGGUGAAACUGGACAUAGACAGAGCGCUGAGGGAGGCCUUUGGUGGUGGUAAGCAGGCUGCUGUUGUCCACCGCUUUGAGGAGCUUCCCCCUGGCUCCACACUGAUCUUCUACCGCUACUGUGACCACGAGAACGCCGCCUAUAAAAAUGUCUUCUUGGCGUUCACUGUGCUGCUGCAGGUGCCUGAACUGGACUCUAGUCUGAGUCUGAGUGCUGUGGAGGAGCAGGUACAGGAGUAUGUGAAGGAUAGGCUUAUAUCUUCUGACAGGACUGCCCAGUUUAAUCAGAUGGAUGUAGAUAAGCUGAGUGGGCUUUGGAGCAGGAUCUCCCACCUCAUCCUGCCAGUGGCUGCAGAGGAGACCAUUGAACAGCAUGGCUGUGGAGAUUGAUGGACUGAUCUUCACUGAUUUCAUCUUCAUGAGGUGUUUUCUUCAUCAGCAGACAUUUUCUGUACUGUGCUCCUGGAAUUGUAGUAAUAGGUCACUGAAGUUCUGCAUCAAUCUGUAGUCCUCGGUAUGACCAUAUAUGUGCCACUCUAGGUUAUUUUAAAUGGCAAAAAUGAUUAGGAUUUUCAAAUGUCACAUACUGAGGUGUUUAGAAACCAAUGGUAGCCUAGUACUACAACUGUAUUUUACAUUUGUCAAUGUAACAUCUCUAUUUAAAAUGUUGUGUAGACCAAGAUUAGGCUUAAUCCCUGCCUGGGAAACUGCUCAUGUUUUUUUGUAUGUGCAGUCUUCUCUUAAACAUGACUGGAUUCUGUAAAUUACAAGGUUCUUUAAGAGUAAUACUAAUAUUGCUACCUGUCACUGGUCUGCAGCACAUUUUGCCAGUGUAGUCGAGUGGAAUUAGCACAUUUAAUUUGAGAAGCAGAUGUUUGUUCGCUGCAUUACUCUAUCAGUCUAAUCAUGGUCCUACGAAUAGACCAGAUAAACCAUAAAAGUAGAGGUGGCAAUAUUUUAUUGUAUCAACAAAACACUUAAAGCAUAUUAAAGAUAUCAUCAGUGUUUAAAGAUCACUGACUCAUCUGCACAUUUAAUUACAGAGAUCACAAUUAGUCUAGUCUAGUUUAAUUGCACUGCAUUUUGAAUACAACUUACUUACUAUACCUAAUAAGCUGGCUGAUAUAGCAAGCUACUUAUCAAGUUGUUCAAUAUUUUCUUCUUAAUAUGAGUCAUAAUGUUAAUGAUUUGAUUAUCUGUUACUACGAACAAAAUGUGGUGAAAACUCGAUCAGAGAACGAAUCUGUGGACUUCAGACUGGUGUGUUUGAAGAAUUUGUUUGACAAUUCGGUUUAGAAUGUCUCUUUACUGAAAAGUGACUUCUUUGUGUGAAGUGGAGACAAUCUCAACUUAACUGCAGCUACAAAUCAUGACCUCUCAUAGAAAAUCACUUAUUUUUGCUCUGUCAGCUGCCAGUGUGAACUCACGGUCAAAGAUUAUCAUAACUCCGGGAUUCAGUCAUGUUCAGGAGAAAAAUGUACACAGAACCAAACAUAUUCAUUCCUGCUAUUAAAAAUUGGGCGUAGACCUAGACUUCCAAAUAUGGGCACGAACAACAUAGCGGCAACUACAGAAUGACAACAUGACUUUAGUGGCUUAUAUAUAUGUGCAGCUAAAUGACAGUUGAUAUGUUCACUUGGCAAGAGCAUACCUGACUGAUUUUUCUAUUGUUUUCUAUUAUUUUUUUGAUUAUAUCUGAUCUGUGAGAGUGAUUUAAAAAGAGAGACAUUUGGAAGUCAAUUGUGAAAUAUCUUUACAUUUAUUUUGGAUUUGCUUUAUACAAACAUGUUGGGUCCUGUGUUAAGUAAAGGGAUCUUCAGUUUUUCUGAAAGUCUGUUGCAGUUAUUUCUUGGAAGCUAAAAUGUCGUGACUGAAGAAGACACAGAACAAGAAGAAGAAUGUGAAAAAGAAGUGGAAGAAGAAAAGGUCUUUGUAACAUGCAGUGAAUAUGUGCACAUCUUCUGUUCUGCAUUCCUGCAAAGGGGAAACCUAGUUGUGAUGGGCAGGAUGGCUUAUCUGUCUCUGAACACACCUGCUCCAAACAUACAGUAUAACCCCAUUUAAACCUGGUCACUUCAUGUGUGUUUAUCAUUAUAUCUGUAUGAAGCCUAAUCACAGAAAAAUGCAGUAGUGUAACAAAUAUAAAAGCGUGGAUUGCUGUGGUUUUAAAGUUGGCGUCAGUAACUCUUUUUGAAUCCCCCACAUUUAAUGAGAACUUUGUUUGUCAUGUAGCAAGGCUAUAUUUAGACUGCCAUCCGAAAUAUUGAUUAUUGAUAGUCUGGAAAGCCAGAAACCACAUAAAAUUGUCAAUCGGACUGGGCCAUACUGGACGCUCGAACAAUGACCUCAUCAGAUCAAGACCUCGAUACCACAACAGACAGUCAUCAUCUCAAAAGAUCUAAUUUAAGAAUCAAAUCUGAUUUUCCAGUAGUUUCACAGAGCCUAAGAGAUGCAAAAUAUACAGUGGAAUCUGAUUUGAUAACACAGAGCAUCCAGACUGUGAACUGUCUGUAAAAUCUAAAUGUAAUUGUAUUUCAAACCACCUCCACAUAUGGUUUCCGUGUGUUUUCUGGCUGUCCAGACUAUUAAAAAUCAAUCUGGAUACAGUCUAGAUAUAUAAAAAUAUAUAGAAAAAUCAGAUUCCAGCUGCCUGUGUUAACAUAGUGCCUAGUACUCAUUCAACAACCAAAAAUUCUCUCCAUGUGUUACGUCACUGGGUGUGUGUAAGUGAUUCCAUGUAAGUGAUUCAUAUAAUAUAAUCAACAAGGGCGAUGGCAUAAAAAUUUCCAGAUCGCAAAUUCCAGAUCACUACCAUUUUUAGCACAGCACAGUAAGGGGCUGAACAGAUAAAUGACUGGUUGAGUUAUGAUUAAAGUGAGAAAACUGGAGACACAUUUGACUAUAAAGUAUAGAUAGGGUCAUGUGGGUAAAGCGGAUACAGAUACUGUUCACAUGAAAUGUAAUUUUAGUCUGCUUUCUAGGGAAUCAAAUAGCUGUGUUAAAUAAGGGUUGAAAUGCAACUCAGCAGGUAAAGCAAAACUAAAAAAAAAACAAUUCUUAGAAUCUAGUUCAGCAUGCCAUUUUUUUAUAAUUGUUUAUAAGAGUGUUUUUUCUUUGUGCUAUUUUUUGAGUCAUUGUGUUGCUGUUGAUCGACUUUAUAAUAAAUAUUAUGUAUUUUU